AUGGAGAAGCCUAUUGUCCUUCAAAUGGGGGAUGACAUCCGCUGGAACCUUCAACAGUAUGACGACUUCAAGCUGAAAUUUGAGAUCCGACGGUCAUUCAGUAUGCCACGGCCGGAGUUCAUACAAGCGCUGAAGAACAAGACCUUUGGGGAGUUUUUCGCCAUCUACCGCCCCUACUGGAACACGGGAGGCGAGGUGGGCAAUUGGGAUGACGAGCUUAUAUCGCUAUUGCCAGAUUCAUGCAAGAUCAUCGCUAGUGCGGGAGCUGGAUUCGACUGGGUAGACACUGAGUGCCUGGCGAGAAAAGGUGUUACGUACUGCAAUUCUGCUGCUGCAUGUACAGAAUCCGUAGCCGACGCAGGGCUCUGGCUCAUCAUCUCGACGUUUCGGCUAUUUUCGUGGUCUGCUUUGGCUGCCCGCUCAGGAGUCCCAGAACAAUUUUCGGACGUCCACAACAACUUGGCAGCGGUCACGCGGAACCCGAAUGGGUUCACUCUUGGUAUCAUCGGGUAUGGGCGGAUUGGGCGGAGAAUCGCCGAGAAGGCGCAUGCCGCCUUAAACAUGAAGAUUCUCUAUCACGACAUUGUCGAGAUUCCGUCCCCCGUACCCGCAGCCUACCACAAAAACAUGGACACCCUGCUCGCUGAAGCUGACUGCGUGCUGCUCGCCGCGCCCUAUUCACAAAAGACUCUGAUUGAUGAAGCCACUCUGUCCAAGAUGAAGAAGGGCGCGAGACUUGUCAAUAUCGCCAGAGGCAGACUGAUCGAUGAGAAUGCUCUCGUUUCGGCUCUCAAGAGUGGCCAGAUCUACUCAGCUGGACUGGAUGUGCACUUCGACGAGCCGAACGUAAACAAGGAGCUGAUCAAUAUGAGGAAUGUCGAGCUUCUGUCUCACAAUGCCGGCGCCUCGCUGGACUCACAUAUCGGGUUUGCGAGGCUCGGUAUGGAGAAUAUCGUGUCUUUCAGCGAGACAGGCAAAGCGGUCUCGCCUGUGAACGCGCAUCUCAUUGAACAAAGCCGGCUUUAA
This is a messenger RNA of Neoarthrinium moseri, 1026 nucleotides long. RefSeq lists its product as uncharacterized. Bases 1 to 1026 code for a protein of 341 amino acids. The record is from RefSeq and is a predicted model, not a curated record. Gene Ontology annotation, molecular function: NAD binding; hydroxypyruvate reductase [NAD(P)H] activity; glyoxylate reductase (NADPH) activity. Gene Ontology annotation, cellular component: cytosol. Lineage: Eukaryota; Fungi; Ascomycota; Sordariomycetes; Amphisphaeriales; Apiosporaceae. The transcript is spliced from 2 exons.